AUGAUGCUAUCUCUUUACCUUCACUCAAAAGAUCCAACGUUCUAUGGUGAGUUUGACAACAACACUCGGUUUGCUGCAGAGAACAACGGCGACGGUUUUGUGCUGACCAUUUCAGAUGCCAAGCCAUCGGAUGUGGGGAUGUACUACUGUGCUGCACGUGUUUAUGAUUACAUGAUCUUUGGAAAUGGUGUAUUUCUGAUGCAUAAGGGUGAGUAACACAGAAGUUAAUAUGCAAUGUUACUGUUUCAGGGGUUUUGCAUAUGGAAAUGGUGUAUUUCAUAUUUAAUUAGAAGUUCAUUACAACCUUGGAUUUAUUGGGUAAAAGGUGCAGAUUCCAGGAACCAGCAUUUACUUACUCAGCAGUCUGUGUCUGAGUCAGUCCAGCAAGGAGACUCUGUGACUCUGAACUGUACAAUACACACUGAGACCUGUGCAGGAGAACACAGUGUCUAUUGGUUCAGGCAUGGCUCAGGAGAAUCCCAUCCAGGAAUCAUUUACACCCAUGGAGACAGGAGUGAUCAGUGUGAGAAGAGCCCUGAGGCUGGGUCUCCUACGCAGAGCUGUGUCUACAACCUCCCCAAGAGGAACCUCAGCCUCUCUGAUACUGGGACUUACUACUGUGCUGUGGCCUCGUGUGGGGAGAUACUGUUUGGAAACGGGACCAAGCUGGAGAUCAAGGGUAGGUGAUGAAACGUACAUUUUUGUUUAUAUCUGUUCCAUAAUCUACCGUGUAAAACUGUAUACAGUUACGGUUAUUUAGAUCACAUUAGAAAAUGUGCAAUCAUCCUUCUAGUUAAUAUAUUUCUACCACCAUGUUUAUUUUCACAGACAAUGGCGCAGACCCUCUUCUCUUACUGUAUUGUCUGGGCGCAGCAUUGGCUCUCUCUCUAAUCCUGAUCAUUGUCCUGACUUGCAUUAUUUACAAGAUGAACAAGAGAGCAUGUCUGCUGUGCAGAGGUAAGUGACUUAUUCAUAGAAGUUGCUCUUCUUUGAUAUCACCAUCAACAGAUGUCUCAGUAAUGAGAGGUUGCAUCUUUAUAUUUUCUGUCUUUCUUUUCAGGACCCGGCUCUCAGACAAGAGGGCCAGCAGUCUCGACUUCGGAUACAAGGGUAAGUACAAUUCUUUAUAUUUUGUAUUUAAUGGUUCCAUUAAAUAAUCACAUAUUGCGAAUAUAGUGAGGGAAAAAAGUAUUUGAUCCCCUGCUGAUUUUGUACGUUUGCCCACUGACAAAGACAUGAUCAGUCUAUAAUUUUAAUGGUAGGUUUAUUUGAACAGUGAGAGACAGAAUAACAACAAAAAAAUCAAGAAAAACGCAUGUCAAAAAUGUUAUAAAUUGAUUUGCAUUUUAAUGAGGGAAAUAAGUAUUUGACCCCUCUGCAAAACAUUACUUAGCACUUGGUGGCAAAACCCUUGUUGGCAAUCACAGAGGUCAGACGUUUCUUGUAGUUGGCCACCAGGUUUGCACACAUCUCAGGAGGGAUUUUGUCCCACUACUCUUUGCAGAUCUUCUCCAAGUCAUUAAGGUUUCGAAGCUGACGUUUGGCAACUCGAACCUUCAGCUCCCUCCACAGAUUUUCUAUGGGAUUAAGGUCUGGAAGCUGGCUAGGCCACUCCAGGACCUUAAUGUGCUUCUUCUUGAGCCACUCCUUUGUUGCCUUGACCGUGUGUUUUGGGUCAUUGUCAUGCUGGAAUACCCAUCCACAACCCAUUUUCAAUGCCCUGGCUAAGGGAAGGAGGUUCACCCAAGAUUUGACGGUACAUGGCCCCGUCCAUCGUCCCUUUGAUGCGGUGAAGUUGUCCUGUCCCCUUAGCAGAAAAACACCCCCAAAGCAUAAUGUUUCCACCUCCAUGUUUGACGGUUGGGAUGGUGUUCUUGGGGUCAUAGGCAGCAUUCUUCCUCCUCCAAACACGGCGAGUUGAGUUGAUGCCAAAGAGCUCAAUUUUGGUCUCAUCUGACCACAACACUUUCACCCAGUUCUCCUCUGAAUCAUUCAGAUGUUCAUUGGCAAACUUCAGACGGGCCUGUAUAUGUGCUUUCUUGAGCAGGGGGACCUUGCGGGUGCUGCAGGAUUUCAGUCCUUCACGGUGUAGUGUGUUACCAAUUGUUUUCUUGGUGACUAUGGUCCCAGCUGCCUUGAGAUCAUUGACAAGAUCCUCUGGUGUAGUUCUGGGCUGAUUCCUCACCGUUCUCAUUAUCAUUGCAACUCCACGAGGUGAGAUCUUGCAUUGAGCCCCAGGCCAAGGGAGAUUGACAGUUAUUUUGUGUUUCUUCCAUUUGGGAAUAAUCACACCAACUGUUGUCACCUUCUCACCAAGCUGCUUGGCGAUGGUCUUGUAGCCCAUUCCAACCUUGUGUAGGUCUACAAUCUUGUCCCUGACAUCCUUGGAGAGCUCUUUGGUCUUGGCCAUGGUGGAGAGUUUGGAAUCUGAUUGAUUGAUUGCUUCUGUGGACAGGUGUCUUUUAUACAGGUAACAAACUGAGAUUAGGAGCAUUCCCUUUAAGAGUGUGCUCCUAAUCUCAGCUCGUUACCUGUAUAAAAGACACCUGGGAGCCAGAAAUCUUUCUGAUUGAGAGGGGGUGAAAUACUUAUUUCCCUCAUUAAAAUGCAAAUCAAUUUAUAACAUUUUUGUCAUGCGUUUUUCUGGAUUUUUUUGUUGUUAUUCUGUCUCUCACUGUUCAAAUAAACCUACCAUUAAAAUGAUAGACUGAACAUUUCUUUGUCAGUGGGCAAACGUACAAAAUCAGCAGGGGAUCAAAUACUUUUUUCCCUCACUGUAUUUCCCUCCAUUUUAUAAUUGUUCUUCACAGGGCCAAGAUGCAGACAGUCUCCAUUACGUAGCUCUGAAUCUGAGCAACAAAAAGAACAGGUCUAGAAAACAGAGAAGCAACAUGGAGGAACAGACGGUGUACUCUGGGAUCAGACAGUAAAACAAUACAACAGACGUCCAUUAAACUUCAGUAGGAGGAAACAUAGACGAAGAGACAAUGGUCAUGUACUCUGGAAUUUGACAGUAGAACUGGAUAUAUGAAACAAUUUCCCCUUCAUUCUAGAAAGCUCUUUAACUAGCUCUAGCUUAACUUGCUCUAUAUGAACGCUGCAGUAAAAUGUGAUGAAAACAGUGGUCAAUGCUUUUUCAAAUGUAAUAUAAAGUAUACAGAUUUUCAUGCAUUGCUUCUCUGUCAAACUCAUUUUACAUUUGAUUUGCAUUUGUAGUCCCGUGUAGCUCAGUUGGUAGAGCAUGGCGCUCGCAACGCCAGGGUUGUGUGUUCAAUUCCCACGGGGGACCAGUAUGGAGAAAAAAAAAUUACACACUCACUAACUCUUAGUCGCUCUGGAUAAGAGCUACUACUAAAAUGCGAAGAAAAAUAAAGCAUUUUCAAUUGUAAACCAAAUUAAUUAGAAUAGGUUGAACUCAACGCAUUCUGUUCACACACCUCUGUGGUCAUAGUGGAGGGUGUUACAGUGUCUUUCCACUAUUGGAAACUAACCUUUCAUAGCCUUUUAACAAUGGAAGACUGACCUGCAGCAACACACUGCACUAUACUUUCCUUUUCAGGGACACUGUACUAUUUACACCCCUUAGUGCAACAAUGGUCUCUAAACACAUUGAAUACAAUGUAAAGGUCAACGUCUUCUUAUUUAUGUUAAGUCAGGUAGUCCCUUGCAUCAUUUUACAGUAAAUAAAGUAGGCCUCUUUCAACAUAAUUACUCAUAGUGAAAGUGGCACAACAGCCACCACCACAGAAGGAGGACAGGCCAUACUCAGGCAUCAUGCAGUUGUAGUGGAGGAGGUUUCUUCUUUGUUUUCUCUUUAAGACAUAGGCCUACUGAUUGCAUGACACACACACCCUCACAUACACAGCAACAUAUUUACAUGUAUACUGAUGUCUGUUAUGAACAAAACACGAGGCUGUAGCUAUCUACACUUUGAUAAGGCCUGUUGGCCUUCUGCACAGGACUCUCUCUCUCUCUCUCUCCUCUCUCUCUCUCUCUCUCUCUCUCUCUCUCUCUCCUCUCUCUCUCCUCUCCCUCUCUCUCCUCUCUCUCUCCUCUCUGUGGUUUCAGCAGGAUGUCUCAGUUGUGUCAGUCAGUUGUAUGACAUACGCUUUUGCUCUUCAUGAUGCCCUUUUUAUCAACAAUAGAACAGUAUUUAUAUGAGGCAGUUAGUUAUAUAUACAUAGUCUACUGAUAUCUGUGAAAAACCACAAAAAACUAUUUAUUAGGUCAUUUGACCUAGAGAUCUGAAGUACGUAGUUAAACACAAACCAUGGUUUGAAGUGGGAUGUAAAGUGUCAUCAUCAUCUGGGCCAAGAAGAAAUAGCCUCCUUCUAAUUAUAUAAUGGGAGGGCUUUUAUUCGUCCAUACAUUGGAGAAUAAAUAGUAUAUGAGAUAUUGUUGGCUAAGCAAAGACUACUGUCAUGUUUCCUGUUUCUCUGUGUUAUGAAGUGAAUGUGUGGUAGUCAUAGAGGCCCUAGAGGAUGACAGGGUCAUAACAUGUGGCCAACCAGGUCCCAACUACUGUAUGACUCCCUUGGACCACAAUGGCAAGACAAACAUUAAGUAAAGGGAUCCGUUUACACUUGCUGUUGUGUCUCUUGCUUUGGGUGGACAAGCCCUCUGUUGGCCUGCUACAGUACAUAGUAUUGUAGACAGCAUGAGCUGUAGUUAGGCCUAAUAAAGGAUAAAUCCACAGUAGUCACAUUGUUUAAAAAAUAAAUCUGAACAUCCACAUAUUCAAACUUGCUAUGUGAUAAAGUUGUGCAACACGGAAUCAAGCUGUACAACAACAUGAAAGCACAGUGUGUGUUCCAUUCAUGGCCUACUGGGCGGCCUAUCGAGUGUUCAGCCAAUCAAAUCUGACCAUCAAAAUCAGACGGUACCUGAGAUCAACCAAUGAACACAAACGCAAGUUUCCGUUAUUUUCUGUAGAAAGACUGCAUUUUACACAGGUCAAUCUCGUCCCGUGAAGGAGCAGGCAAGACGAAUAAGCUCCUCACCUUUUUUUAAAUCUGGAAAGCAUGGAAGUAACAUCUAGCUCAAUUGACUAAUGUUAUACAUGUUUACUAUACAUUUAAAGUGCUUACUGUAAGCGUUUGGUAAAUGUUUUAAAUGUAGUAAAUAUAGUUGUUUUUACAGGUGCAUCUCAAACACCAGUUAUUGUUCAGCCCACUUCUUCCCAGAAAGCAAAGCUGGGAGGCAAUGUGACUAUUGAAUGCCACAUGACCAGUGAGAACAUAAACUACAUGGCAUGGUACAAACUCACCACCGGCAUGGUGCUUCAGCACAUCGCUAAAUCUUCUAAGUACCUGAGUGAUGUGCUAUUCUACAAUGAAUUUGAUGAUGGGUGAUUCACUGUGAUGGCUGUCAAAAACACAUCGCCUCAAUAUUUCUGCGACAAAGUAAGAGGACAUUGGGACCUACUAUUGUGGGAAGAUGUUCUUGAAUCACAUGCUGUUUGCUCAUGGAACCAUGUUAAUGCUGACAGGUGAAAAUAUUACAAAUACUGUAUUUUUAUUAUACAGUUGUAACACUCUGGCUCCGGGACUUUUGUAUUUGAGCCAGGGUGUAUUGUGUUUUGUUGGGUUUUGGGUGAUUUUCUAUGUUUGCAUUUCUGUCACGUUUAUUUCUAGGUUUGGUCAUUGACUCCCAAUCGGAGGUAACGAGUGUCAGCUGUCGGCUCGUUAUCUCUGAUUGGGAGCCAUAUUUAUACUGCAUGUUUUCCUGUGGGCAUUGUGGGUUAUUGUUUCCGUUUUCAGUCAGGUUGACUGUGGACUUCACUAGUCGUGUUUCUUGUUUUUUGUGCUUUAACUAAAUAAAGUACCAUGUUCGUUUCACACGCUGCGCCUUGGUCUCCUUCACUCCUCGACGACGUGACAACAGUACCUAUUUAUAUUUUUUAUUAGUAAUUUUCCAUAACCAUGCUUUUUUGUGCUCUACCAUUCUUAGGCACAACGUCAAAAUGCAAUACACACUGAGACCUGUGCAGGAGAACACAGUGUCUAUUGGUUCAGACAUGGCUCAGGAGAAUCCCAUCCAGGAAUCAAUUACACCCAUCAGUGUGAUCAGUGUGAGAAGAGCCCUGAGGCUGGGUCUCCUACACAGAGCUGUGUCUAUAACCUCCCCAAGAGGAACCUCAGCCUCUCUGAUGCUGGGACUUACUACUGUGCUGUGGCCUCAUGUGGGGAGAUACUGUUCAGGAAUAGGACUAGACUGGAGAUCAAGGAUAGGUGAUACAUCUAACAUAUCUGUUUAUAUCUAUUGUAUAAUCUACUGUGUCAAACUGCUCACAAUACUAGUUAUUUAGAUCACAUAAGAAAACAUGCAUUCAUUGCAAAUAUUACGGCAUUAGAUUUGACCUAGAGACUGAAUUGAGUGAGUCUGUGUUUCAACCCCAUAGCUCCACGGUGACGAUGAUGGCCUGAACUACACUGCCCUGAGGUUCACUGACAAGAAGAGUACCAAUCCCAGGAGACAGAGGAGAGAACAGAGAAAGGAAGAAACCAUCUACUCUGGAGUGAGUAAUCAAGAAAGAAUGUGA
This is a messenger RNA of Coregonus sp. 'balchen', 6541 nucleotides long. Lineage: Eukaryota; Metazoa; Chordata; Actinopteri; Salmoniformes; Salmonidae. The record is from the annotation of a GenBank genome assembly.